UAGAUUACAGCUGUAAUCCAUAGAUUUUUGUCGCCAUAAACGACGAAAGAAUCAGCUUCUGGGAAGAUGCAACAAUUCACUUUAGAUAAUGCAAUGUGAUUUUACCAACGAACGCGCAAAAAUCAAUUACUUAAAUUCUUAGUGGAAAAAAAAAGGAGUUCAAGCAAGACAAGAAAAAAAAAAAAAAAAAAAAAAUUUGAUCAACUAAAUCAUGGCAAAAGUAUUAGUCAGAAUCACUUGUUGAAGAAACUUCGUUUGACUGUGCAUUGAGGAGAGGAAAAGAAGGAAAAAGCUCUCUUCCAGAGACUGAAAAAGAAAUGGCAGAGACGUUCUUGAGCCCUAUCAUUGAGAAGCUGCUUCAGCUACUGACUGAAGAGGCAAAAUCAUUGAAAGGAGUCGGCAGAGAAGUUGAGAGUUUGAAAGAUGAACUGGAGAUCAUCCAACCUUUCCUUCGAGAUGCGGAGGCUAAAUCGGAGAAAGGAGAAGUGAACGAUGCUGCGAAAGUAUGGCUGAAGCAAAUAAGAAAGCAAGCGGAUCGCAUUGAAGAUGUGGUUGAUGAGUACCUUUAUCAUGUUGAACAACAUCGCCAUCAAAGAGGAUUUAUCGGAUCUUUGCGUAAAGCCGGUCACUACAUUAAAGCUUUGAAACCGGUUUAUGACAUAGCUUCAGAGAUUAAAGAUAUUAAAGAGUCAUUGCGCGAAAUCAAGGACAGAGGUGUUGGCUAUGGAUUAAGACCUCUGGAACAUGGAUCGAGUAGCAGAUCAAUUGAUGUUGAACGACGAGACCCUCGCUUAGGAUCGCUUUUCAUGGAGGAAGACGAAAUUGUUGGUAUUGAUGGGGCAUCCAAGGAACUUAUAAGAAGGUGGACUGAAGGACCAUCCAUGCGAUCAGUGACUUCGUUGGUAGGUCAAGGUGGAAUUGGCAAGACGACUCUUGCUAGGAAAGUCUACAACGAUGCAGCGGUGAAAGCUCACUUUGAUUGUUGUGCCUGGAUCACAGUGUCUCAGUCAUACGACAUGAAGAAGCUUCUGAGGAUCACACUAAGGCAAGUAGGCGGAGCAGGGGAGAGAAUAGAGGAAGAUUGUGCGGAGGAAGAGUUAAUAAGUCUAUUGAGGCACCAUCUACAAAAACAGAGGUACGCCAUUGUUUUUGAUGAUGUUUGGAAAAAGGACUUUUGGGAAGUUAUGAAACACGCUUUGCCAAAUAAUGAUAAGGGCAGUAGGAUAAUUAUCACAACACGAAAUGUCGUCGUUGCUAAUCUUUGCAACGAAAGUUGUUUUGAUCUUGUCCAAGAGCUACAAACUUGGUCUCCAGAAAUGGCUUGGCAGUUAUUUUGCAAGAAGGCAUUCUGCAAUGACAAGUCUGUCGGGAGUUGCCCUCAAGAGCUAGAGCAAUUGUCUCGUGAGAUUAUUAGCAAAUGCCUAGGCUUGCCGCUUGUUAUUUCGACCAUAGGUGGUCUUUUGUCGACUAAAGAGAGAGUUUACUCUGAAUGGAGUAAGGUGCUCAACAAUCUUAAUUCGGAGUAUGAAAGAACUGAUAUUCCGAAAAUAACUGAUAUUCCGAAAAUUCUUUCCCUAAGUUUUCUUGAUCUACCUUACCACCUCAAGCCUUGCUUCUUAUAUUUUGGCAUCUUUCCUGCAGACCAUAGAAUUACUGACAGAGUUUUAUAUAAGUUGUGGAUUGCUGAAGGUUUUGUUAGAAAAGGAAAGAACAAGACAUUAGAAGAAGUUGCUGAAGAAUACUUGGACGAGCUCAUCCAAAGAAGCUUGGUUUUGUUUGAAGUAAAAAAUGGAGUAGAUAGAUUAUGUAAAGUUCAUGAUUUGAUGCAUGAUAUCAUCUUAACAAGAGCUGGUGAAUUGUGCUUUUGUCAAACUUUAAGUGAAAGUAAGUCUAGUCUUAGUGAAAGGAUCCGUCGACUGUCAAUUCAUCAUACAACGGAAACUGUUUCUGAAAUGGUGAGAGAUUACAGGAUUCGAUCUGUCUUUCUCUUUGACAUUCAUAAAUGUUCCAAGUCAUUCCUAUCCUAUUUGUUUGAGAAUUUCAAACUUUUGAAAAUAUUGGAUCUUCAAGACGCUCCUCUUGAUAAUCUUCCAGAAGAAAUAGGGAAUUUGUUCCACUUGAGGUAUUUGUAUCUACAAGGUACAAAGGUGAAAGUGCUUCCGAAGUCGAUUGGUAAGCUACGCAAUCUGCAAACAUUGGAUAUCACUGAUACCUUAGUGCGAGAGCUACCACUUGAGGUUAAUAAACUAAGAAAUUUACGACAUCUUAUCGCUCUCUCUAUUAACAAAGAUAUUGGAUUCAGUUUGGACACGUAUUACGGUGUGGGGAUAAGAGAAGGAAUCGGGAGGUUGGAGGAGUUACAAACACUAUCUCGUGUGGAAGCAUACCCUGACAGAGUUGGUUUCAUGAAAGAGCUACAGAAGCUGAAAAAUUUGAAAUAUUUGGGCAUUUUAAAAGUUACAGCAGAAAUGGGGAAGGCUCUGGGAGUGUCCAUUGAGAAAAUGAACCACCUUGAGGAGUUUUCAUUGACCUCAAUCAAUGAGGAUGAAGUUUUAGAUUUGAAUAACAUUUCGUCUCCUCCUCCUUUUUUGCAUUGGCUCCAAUUGACUUGUCGGCUACAACACUUGCCGAGUUGGAUUUCAAAGCUACACAAUCUAAAGGGGUUAGAGUUAAAUUUCUCCAGAUUAACCGACGAGCCACUAAGAUGCCUCAAAGUUUUGCCCAAUUUGGCAUUCCUUGACAUGUUCGAGGCAUAUGAAGGAGAGGAAUUGCAUUUCGAGGAAGGUGGUUUUCAAAAACUCAAGGAACUUAAAUUAUAUAAUUUGGAAGGACUAAAGGUGGUGAAAAUAGACAGAGGAGCACUGCCUCUUCUUGAAAAAUUGGUGUUUGUGUCAUUCCCACUAAUGAAGGAAAUGCCUCCUGGUAUUCAACACCUAACGAACCUCAAAUACCUUAAAAUUAGGGGCAUGCCAAGGGAGUUUGUGGUUCGUUUACAACCGGAUGAAGGCGCUGAUUACUGGAAAGUUCAGCAUGUACCGCAUGUGGAUUCAUCACUAUAAGCAAGAGCGAGCAAGUUGCCUAGCAAUGUCAAGUUACACAAGCGUAUUGUUCAGCUCAACUGCUAUUCCCGCUUCAUGGAGUCCGAGGGAAUUAAUUAGCUCAAACAGGGCCGGGAAUUUAUCAAUUCUCCUCAGUCAUUGUGUUAUGAAGUCUGCAAAUUAUUUACUUUCAGUUUAGUGUUUUUAUGGAUAUGAACUCUUAUUUUUCUUUUAGUUUGGUAUGUUUGUUUAAUAAUGAUGAGCACAUAAAAGGAUUGCUCAGAGAAGGCAAAGUAUUUGUCUUUUCUCUUCAGACGUGAUUUAAGCUGUUGAAUUUGCACAGCUGUUUGUAUGAUCAAGCACUUAUGUAGUUAUUUUAUUUUGUGAUGCAUAAUGCUAUUAGCAUGGCCAGUUUUCCAAAUU
Messenger RNA from Morus notabilis, 3461 nucleotides. Its product is annotated as disease resistance protein RPM1. Gene Ontology annotation, biological process: defense response to other organism. NCBI's taxonomy places the organism in Eukaryota, Viridiplantae, Streptophyta, Magnoliopsida, Rosales, Moraceae. Bases 318 to 3059 code for a protein of 913 amino acids. Gene Ontology annotation, molecular function: ADP binding. The transcript is spliced from 4 exons. The record is from RefSeq and is a predicted model, not a curated record.